This is a messenger RNA of Schizophyllum commune H4-8, 657 nucleotides long. RefSeq lists its product as uncharacterized. The transcript has a single exon. The record is from RefSeq and is a predicted model, not a curated record. The coding region runs from base 1 to 657 and encodes 218 amino acids. Lineage: Eukaryota; Fungi; Basidiomycota; Agaricomycetes; Agaricales; Schizophyllaceae.
AUGUCACCGCGCCCGAUCCUGAAGGCGUUCGCCUCAGAAGAGAUCCCAGCCUCCACCCAGUACCAGCCCCCGCUCUCAGGCGCGCUCCCAUUCGCGACGUAUCCGCACGGCAUGCAGACCCCGCACGUCCACUUCCCCCCAACGCCCGGCCUCGCAUCGCAUCAUACCACCCACUCGCCCGCGCAGUACGAUCGGGCGCCCAUCGUCAUCGAGCCCAACGCCUGUGCGCUCCCCGAGCGGGGCGGACGAGUGUGCUCCCCGCCGAGCAAGAAGCGGCGCACAGCCCCAGCCAAGGGCAGCUACUUCCACCCUCGCGCCUACGAGGCGAUCGAGCCCGAGUCGCCAAGCAGUCCCCCACCGCUGAUCCUGGACACGUCUGCGUCAUCAUCGUCCUCGUCCUCCUCGGAGUCGACUGACGAGUCGGACGUGUGCAUGUCGCCGCCGGUGUCGUCGCCCAAGGAGGAGCGUCGGCUGUCCUUCUUGCCCCAUGCACCGGGGGCGGAGAUGGAUCAGGAUACACGGCCCUCUCCGACGAAGCGCAAGCACACACGACGCCCCACAGGUCCCAUACGCCGGCUCAGUAGUGCUCGCGUUCCCUUCUCAUCCUUCGCCGAGUCGUCAGAGGACGACGACGCUGCCUGUCUGGGCGGCUUCUGA